CCGAAGCCAGCAACGAGAACAAAUGAAACAAAAAAAAAUUAUACACAUAUUUAUUCAACAAAAAAAAAACUUUAAUUAUAAAAUCAGUACAUCACAAACAGAUAGUCUACAGAUAAGAAUGACAUCUCUGUUAUCAGAAGAUAAAAUAUUUACUCACAGAGUUUGGUUUACACAUCUUUGUGUAUUCUAAUUCAUUUAUGUAAUAAUGUAUUUGCCAAAAAGUUACUAUUAGUUGGAAGCAGCGUGGCCAUAGACGUUAGUUAGUGAAUUAACAUGAACAAAGGAAGACUUAGGCAGUGUCAUGCAGCCAUGGCUGGCGGCUUCGGGUCGCUGGUCAUGGGCGCUCUCAACGUCUGGCCCUCCUACACUUCAGAGCUCUACGCGUCCAACACCACUACUCCCCUAUCUGCGCCUAUGACGAAAGGCGAAGAGGCCUUGUUAGGAAGCCUGCCUUCACUAGGAGCGAUUCUCGGCUCAGCAGUAGCUGGUACACUGAUCAAUAUGUUCGGGAGAAGGAAUGGUGGUGUUAUACUGUCUUUGCCUUGUGUGAUGUCUUGGGCAAUCAUAGGAGUAGCGAGUUCUAUGAAUCUCAUCUUAGCAGCUAGAUUUUUGUCUGGUAUCACGGGAGGCAGCUUUCUGGUACUGUCGCCUAUCUUCAUAUCAGAGGUCGCUGAAGAUGCCAUUCGCGGAGGCUUGGCUUCAGCAUCAAUAUUCCUGUACUGCAUGGGAACACUACUCUCGUACAUAGUGGGCUGGUGCCUCACGUAUAGGACUAUCAUCUGGCUUCACCUGCUACUCAGUGUGUUGUGCACUCUACUGAUACUGUUGGUGGUCGAGAGCCCUGUGUAUCUGUUGAGGCAAAAGAGGGAAGAGGAUGCAAGAGAAGCGAUAGCGAAAUACAGAGGAGUUCCAGUAUCGUCGAUGGUUGUGCUCGAUGAGUUGACGCGGAUGAAACAACAGAUCAUGCCGGCUGUCGAACUUGUAUCUAUUACAGAUAUGGAUCCUAAAGCAGAAGAAGCUGAAAAGCAGAAAUUAAACAAUGAAGAAGAAAUCAUCCAAGAACAGCCUAAAUCGAUGUCACCGAUCAAAUUAUUAUUCGUGUCACCGGUAUCGCGGCAGGCGUUCAUAGUUGUAAUGACAGUCAUCACAAUGCAGGUGUUCAUGGGCAUAGUUCCAGUACAGGUGUACGCUAAGACGGUGUUCACGGAGACAGACCCCAGCAAGUCAGACCUUUAUACUGUAAUGUUCGCUGUCAUACAGUUCUUCGGAGCUCUCACUUCUUCACUUGUAGCUGAUAAAGCUGGGAGACGUAUCCUGAUAAUCAUCUCUUCAAUCCUCGUGUUCCUCUGCUUGGUGUCCCUCGGCUUCCUCCUGCAGACGCGCAUGGCGCCGGCCUGGCUGACCGUGGUGCUGCUGAUGAUGUACUGCUUCUCAUUCCUUAUAGGGGCUGGAAGUAUACCCUAUGUGCUGUUGGCUGAGGUCUUUGAGUCACAGGUCCAAGGCCUAGGUUCAAUGAUCAUCAUAGAAUGGGUUUGGUUCCUCAACUUCUUCAUUCUAGGUAUCUUCCCAUACAUGCUGAGCGCUCUCAAAAUUCAUGGGGCAUUCUAUUUCUUUGGUGCCAUGAGUCUUAUUAACGCAAUAUUAGCGUUUAUACUAGUGCCGGAAACUAAGGGACUUUCCAAUGCACAAAUUCAAGACCUUUUCAGAUCAAGAAAGAAGAAUUAGACUGGCGAAGAAGAUUUUUGCUGUGAAAUUAGUUAAAAGAUAUGUUUUAAUGGUGCUUUUUGGAGAGUGGUGAAUGUGAUAAUCGUAUUUGUAAUUAUGUGAGGACCAAAUUAUAUCCAAUAGAUGGAUUUUGAAAAAAGAACUUUGUGCUCAAAGACACAAGGCACGGUAUGAAGAAAUACUCUACUAAAUUGAAAAAGAAAUGUGUGCCAGUUUCGACCAAAAGUUUUAUAUGUCGAAUAUGGAAAUAUCUUUCAAAAAGAUAAUAAAGAACAAAUCAGUCUGUAAUAAUUUUUAAUGGUACAGAACAUAUCUAAGUGAUCGACGGAUUUUGAUCACCCUUAUAAGGGAUUUAUCUAUUAUUUUACAUUUUUGAUUAAAAGGGAAAACGAUUAGAUGAUCUUACAAAUAUAGUGCUCAGAAACUGUCCACUAACUAAACAAAUACCGUCUUACCACAAAAACUUUUUAACGUCAGUUUAAGACUUGUCUAAAAAAUGUCAAAUUAUGACGUUGACAUUAUGGUUCAUUUUGGAGCCACAUUUUUUUUAGACAAGUGUAAAGCAGUGGUUAAAGUUUUUGUAGUAAGACCGAUAUAUUUUUGGAUCAUUACAUUAUCUAGUGAGAAUGAAAUACAUUGUUGAAAGUCUGUAAAGCAUUUCGUUAAAAUAAAUAGCAUAAUUACAAUUAUGAAAUUUAUACCAUAUUGAAAUUAAUAGGAUAAAUAGGUUAAGAAUUUAAAUAAUAAAACUGACGAAUUUAUUCAUUUAUGUUUAAGAGAGAGAAUUGAUUUAUACUGUGUCUACGUUAACUAAAUAUAGUGUUGUUGUUUUAAA
Helicoverpa zea (corn earworm) is the source of this 2560-nucleotide messenger RNA. Its product is annotated as facilitated trehalose transporter Tret1-2 homolog. Gene Ontology annotation, biological process: transmembrane transport. Lineage: Eukaryota; Metazoa; Arthropoda; Insecta; Lepidoptera; Noctuidae. The transcript has 10 exons. The record is from RefSeq and is a predicted model, not a curated record. Bases 274 to 1725 code for a protein of 483 amino acids. Gene Ontology annotation, molecular function: transmembrane transporter activity. Gene Ontology annotation, cellular component: membrane.